Messenger RNA from Pieris napi, 991 nucleotides. RefSeq lists its product as uncharacterized. NCBI's taxonomy places the organism in Eukaryota, Metazoa, Arthropoda, Insecta, Lepidoptera, Pieridae. The transcript has 3 exons. Bases 66 to 947 code for a protein of 293 amino acids. The record is from RefSeq and is a predicted model, not a curated record.
CCGCCGAUAUAGCUUGGUAAAUUAUUUCGAUAUAAGAAAUAUUAUUGUGUGAAAAAUAUUGAAAUAUGUUAAGACACGAAUUCGAACCAACUAAGAAGCUUGUGUCCCUUCUUCCGAGUGAUAAAAGGUCUUGUUUGUGGAUUUCUGACGUUAUAAUUUUUCAAUGUAUUCUAGUCUUCAUAGGAGCCUCGACGAUUACCUAUUGUGUGUGGUCACCAGAGCAUGCCAAGUAUGACUAUGACAAACUCGCGCGUGUUAUGUAUCUAUACGAUCCUCAUGCUUGCGGCUACAAUCUACGUACUUCGAAGUCUAUAUUGUCUUUCGAACUGAGCAAUGAUACUCACGGUUUGAAUAUACGACCGAUCAAACACAUACCAGCCAUUGUUACAGUCACAUCGAUGGUACCAGCGAAAACUAGAAGAUACGUGAGAAUGAGCGUAAUUAUUCACAGUUGCUGGUUAAUCAUAGCAAUUUGUUUGAGAGUCUUCAGGUUCGCUACGAAGGUUCAUAUUUUGAAGAUUAUCCUCAGUUUGAGUUAUUUCUCCUGUAUAUUGAUAAUAUUUUUUGACGUGUCAAUGGCUAUCGUUUAUAUCGCCCACAUCCAAAGAAGCCUCACAACUGGAAUGAUACUACGAUACAGCGGCUGGAGUGUUGAGAUGAAACUUGAUCAUUACAAUAGGUUCGGUGGCUGGCUUCCAAUGGCGGCAUCGGUGUGCUGGCUGAGAGGCGUAAUUAUAUUUGGGCUAAACAUAUACAUCUGUAGAAAAAUCAGUCUUAUUAAGAACAGCAUAAAGAAGAGAGAGGUCAAUAAGAAAUUGAUGUUGGAAGAGAAUAUGCCGAUACCCGAACCGGUGUUCGAUGAUUCGUUGGACGAUAACGUGCUUUAUUAUAGAAAUGGAGAAUAUACACCAGUCGGAAAGAAAAAUCAAUGGUCCUUCUUCUUCUAAGAUAAAUAUUGUAAUUUACUAUACUACUUCUGAAUUAAACUAAA